GAGGAUGUUAAAGUUGGGUUGCAGCUGACGAUCAAAAAGGACACAGAACAGUUGGCACAUUUGAUUUUUCUGUUGAUUCUCUUGUCAAACUGAAAUCGCUGCUCAAGUACAGUAGAGUUCUGUAUCGUGAUACUACGCAGACGAAGACAGAUACCGAUAGUCGAAGAAUAACCACGCCAGACAAAGACGGAUACCGAUAGUCGAAGAAUACUACGACAGACGAAGACGGGAUACCGAUACUUGAAGAAUACUACGACAGACGAAGACGGAUACCAAUAGUCAAAGAAUACUACGACAGACAAUAUGCUCAACGUGCCAUUCAGACAGGGCGCUGCGGGCAGCCAUGCGAGUAGCACCAAGGCGGUGAUUCUUGUUGGUGGACCUUCAAGAGGAACUCGAUUCCGGCCUUUGUCGCUGGAUGUGCCAAAGCCCCUCUUUGAUGUCGCUGGUCAUCCUAUUAUCUGGCACUGCCUGAAGGCUGUGGCCAAGGUCCCUGAAAUCCAUGAAGUGUUCCUUGUUGGUUACUUUGAUGAGUCUGUCUUCCGUGACUUUAUCAAGGAUGCUUCCAAGGAAUUCCCUCAGCUCACCAUCCGCUACCUUCGAGAAUACCAAGCCCUGGGAACCGCUGGUGGUCUGUAUCACUUCCGCGAUGCUAUUCUCAAGGGCCGUCCUGAGCGCUUCUUUGUGCUCAACGCCGAUGUCUGCUGCUCGUUCCCGCUCAACGACAUGCUGAGGCUAUUUGAGGAGAAGGAUGCUGAGGCGGUCAUCCUGGGUACUCGUGUCGGCAACGAUGCUGCGACCAACUUUGGUUGCCUGGUUUCGGAUGCCCACAGCAAGCGGGUUCUGCACUACGUCGAGAAGCCUGAGUCGCACAUUUCGAACUUGAUCAAUUGCGGUGUUUAUCUUUUCGCCACCGAAUGCAUUUUCCCAUCUAUCCGCAGUGCCAUCAAGCGUCGCACGGACCGCCCGCGGAUGAUUUCCUACCCUUCGUCCGAGAACCUGGACACCUCGUUUGUGGCUUCCCAGGCUGAAGAGGACGGCGAGAAGAGCGAGGUGCUCCGUCUGGAGCAGGACAUUUUGUCUGAUCUCGCCGACAGCAAGCAGUUCUUCGUCUACGAGACAAAGGAUUUCUGGCGCCAGAUCAAGACGGCUGGCUCUGCCGUCCCUGCCAACGCGCUGUACUUGCAGCAAGCAUUUCAGUCUUUGUCUGAGGAACUCACUCCCCCGUCGGCCACCAUCUUGCCGCCCGUCUUCAUUCACCCGACUGCCACGGUGGACCCCACCGCCAAGCUUGGCCCCAAUGUGUCUAUCGGUCCCCGCGCCGUGAUUGGCGCCGGCGUUCGCAUCAAGGAGUCGAUUGUUCUCGAGGACGCCGAGAUUAAGCACGAUGCAUGCGUGCUGUACUCCAUCAUUGGCUGGAACAGCCGUGUUGGCGCCUGGGCUCGUGUUGAGGGUACCCCCACGCCAGUGGCAAGCCACACGACGAGCAUCAUCAAGAAUGGUGUCAAGGUGCAGGCCAUUACGAUUUUGGGCAAAGAAUGUGCCGUUGGCGAGGAAGUCCGCGUGCAGAACUGCGUGUGCUUGCCAUUCAAGGAACUCAAGCGGGACGUCGCCAACGAAGUCAUCAUGUAAAAAGGCUUUGUGAGCUUUCACAUUUCAACGUCUCAUCACCAGCUCAUUAUAAUAUCUCGAAUAAAUCAUCUACUGGUUCUUUUACUCGCUGACCUUUUCUCGGAUUUCUUACUUUUCUCACUUUUCUAUUCUUAUACUUGUUCUAUGCCUACGGGUGGUUGAAUUUUUGUCACAAAGAAAAAUUUCAUUUUAAAAUUUCUGUU
Messenger RNA from Xylona heveae TC161, 1835 nucleotides. Its product is annotated as GDP-mannose pyrophosphorylase A. The record is from RefSeq and is a predicted model, not a curated record. Gene Ontology annotation, biological process: biosynthetic process. The transcript has 5 exons. Bases 304 to 1632 code for a protein of 442 amino acids. Gene Ontology annotation, molecular function: transferase activity. Lineage: Eukaryota; Fungi; Ascomycota; Xylonomycetes; Xylonales; Xylonaceae. Gene Ontology annotation, cellular component: cytoplasm.